UUCAAGACACGACUUUCGUCAGUCCUGAACGGUUUUGGUUAAACUUACAACAGACUCAUAUCAACGUGAACUUUUUCCCGACACGUUAAUUUACAAUAUUUUGAGAAGAAACUCUCAACAAAUAAAGAUGUCAACCGCUCCAUCCACCCAGGGUGAUCGGCUUACCACAGGAGCCGUGCUCUUCACUGGAUCUUCCCACUACACGAUUCAGUCUUUCCUGGGGCAGGGCACAUUUGGAAAAGUUGUGAAAUGCGUAAGGAUGAGCGACAAGAAGACUGUGGCCAUCAAAAUGAUGAAGAAUGAAGGAUCAAACAUCAUGCAGGCAAAAGCAGAGGCGUCAUCCCUGUCAAAACUCAGAUCUCUGGACCCGGACAAGUGCAACAUUGUUCGGUGGUACAAACAAUUCACUGACAGGGGAUAUAUUUGCUUCCUGUUUGAGCCACUUGACAAAAGUCUUUUAGAUCUCAUGAGGGAAAAAUAUUUCAGACCCCUCCCUCUAAAGGAGAUUAGACCUAUCGUCCAGCAGCUCGCUAACGCACUGGAGCACUUGAAGACUGUCGGCAUUAUACAUGCAGACCUCAAGAUGGAGAACGUGGUGUUGGUAGACCAUGUACGGGUGCCUUACAAAGUCAAACUGAUUGACUUUGGCCUGGCCUGUGACGUGUCAGCUGCUAAGCCUGGCAUGUACAUCCAGAGCCGUCCAUACAGGUCUCCAGAGAUUCUCCUGGGCCUUCCGUUCACUGAGGCCAUAGAUAUGUGGGCUCUGGGCUGCUUGGCUGCUACUUUGUACCUCGGCAAAAUGCUGUACCCAGGCAGUUGUGAAUACGAUAUGUUAAGGUACAUAGUGGAAACUCAGGGUGAUCCACCACAAAAGAUGCUCUGCCGUGGAAGAAAGACUCCCAGGUUUUUCAAAAUCAAGUACUUGGACUUCAUCAACAGUGUCUGGACACUUAAGACACCAGAAGAGUACCACAGAGACACUGGGAUUCAGUCGACUGAGAACAGAGCCUUGAAGUUCAGAUCUCUGGAUGACCUCCUGCACAUCCAACGUGUUAUUCCUGAGAAUUCUGCUGAUAAAGAUGCAGAAACGAUUGAUCAGCAGAUGUUUGUGGACUUGCUGAAGAGAAUGCUUGAGCUUGAUGCCGCCAAACGCAUAACAUCCCGUCAGGUGCUGGAGCAUCGUUUCACCAGCAUGGCUCAAAUUGUCAGCAUGAGGAAACUCAGCUCCUAUGUUAGAUCCUCCUUGCAAAUAAUGACUGUUUGUCAGAGAACCCAGACUUCUGACAGAGGGACAGCAGUGUGUGCACAUUUGCAGCAGCCCGCCUCCACGACCUCCCACCUUGUCCCACAGAGCAAUCCUCCUCCUGCUGCUCCUGGGACAAGUGGUCUGGGCCAGCUGCAGUCCGUCAAUCCAAAUCCCUGUACUAGUACCCAGACUACUAGUUCAGUCAAGUCAGGGAUUAAAAGAAAAGCUGAUGAUGAAGAUUUCUCUGAAACCUCUCAUCUAUCAAAAAGGGUCACAUCUGAAUGGCACAGCUGUGCAGGUCCAUCCACUAGUGCUGCUGUGAAGAGUCACCCGAUGCAACCCUCCACAAGCAGCCACGUCCAGGCUAACGCUGAUGUGAAGAGCCGGCAGACCCAGCUCUUUCAACACAAUGUCAGCAGAGAACCCUCCACAAGCAGCCACGUCCAGGCUAACGCUGAUGUGAAGAGCCGGCAGACCCAGCUCUUUCAGCACAAUGUCAGCACAGAACCCUCCACAAGCAGCCACGUCCAGGCUAACGCUGAUGUGAAGAGCCGGCAGACCCAGCUCUUUCAGCACAAUGUCAGCACAGAACCCUCCACAAGCAGCCACGUCCAGGCUAACGCUGAUGUGAAGAGCCGGCAGACCCAGCUCUUUCAGCACAAUGUCAGCAGAGAACCCUCCACAAGCAGCCACGUCCAGGCUAACGCUGAUGUGAAGAGCCGGCAGACCCAGCUCUUUCAGCACAAUGUCAGCAGAGAACCCUCCACAAGCAGCCACGUCCAGGCUAACGCUGAUGUGAAGAGCCGGCAGACCCAGCUCUUUCAACACAAUGUCAGCAGAGAACCCUCCACAAGCAGCCACGUCCAGGCUAACGCUGAUGUGAAGAGCCGGCAGACCCAGCUCUUUCAACACAAUGUCAGCACAGAACCCUCCACAAGCAGCCACGUCCAGGCUAACGCUGAUGUGAAGAGCCGGCAGACCCAGCUCUUUCAGCACAAUGUCAGCACAGAACCCUCCACAAGCAGCCACGUCCAGGCUAACGCUGAUGUGAAGAGCCGGCAGACCCAGCUCUUUCAACACAAUGUCAGCAGAGAACCCUCCACAAGCAGCCAGACCCAAAGUGCAUUCAGGUCAGGCAUCAAAAGAAAGACAGAAGAUCGUGAAGAUGAAGAUCAGCAAACAAACUCUGACCGCAUAAAGAAGUUCCGGACAGAUGCUGAAGAUUCAUCCACCACAUGA
This is a messenger RNA of Scatophagus argus, 2485 nucleotides long. Its product is annotated as homeodomain-interacting protein kinase 1-like. Bases 128 to 2485 code for a protein of 785 amino acids. Gene Ontology annotation, cellular component: nucleus; cytoplasm. NCBI's taxonomy places the organism in Eukaryota, Metazoa, Chordata, Actinopteri, Scatophagidae. The transcript has 9 exons. The record is from RefSeq and is a predicted model, not a curated record. Gene Ontology annotation, biological process: peptidyl-serine phosphorylation; peptidyl-threonine phosphorylation. Gene Ontology annotation, molecular function: ATP binding; protein tyrosine kinase activity; protein serine/threonine kinase activity.